AUGCCCGAAAAAUUACGUGACCCUUGGGCUCGUCGUGAAGCUUGGAGAAAUCAACCGCCAUUUACUUUUCGUCAUUCGAUAAGACAUAUUUGGCCAGGUUUCACUUGGGGUCUUGGUGCUUUUGCCAUUUAUCUUGCCUACGAUACUUUGUUCGUUCGUGAUAGUCACCAUAUUGAUGGUAGUAAGUCUCACAAUGAAGGGGCUACUACUCAAAGACAGCACUACUAA
This is a messenger RNA of Dentiscutata erythropus, 228 nucleotides long. The record is from the annotation of a GenBank genome assembly. Lineage: Eukaryota; Fungi; Glomeromycota; Glomeromycetes; Diversisporales; Gigasporaceae.